GGGAACCUUGAAAACCUCCGCACAAGUGCUCUCGAUUUAUCGGACAGUUCACAGUCUCUGUGUACAAGAACGUCACAAUGGCCGCUCAGAAAGGAAAGCAGGCGAAGCCUGCUAAGGUUUCCAAGGGCAAGAAGACUGCCGCUCCUCCCGCCCAGCUUGUCGCCGCGAUCUCUGCUUUCCUGAAAGAGUCUGGGUUCUCGAAGACGAAGGACGCUUUCGUUAAAGAGCUGGAUAACAAGUCGAUCGACUCCGAUGCGAAGAAUGUCCCGUCUCUACUCGAGCUUUUCCAGACCUGGGAGAGCCAGUCCCAGUCCUCCGAGAAGUCUUCCUCUAGCUCCUCGGACGAAUCCGGUUCUUCGAGCAGCGAGAGCGAGAGCGAGAGCAGUGACAGCAGCUCCGAUGAGUCCAGCAACUCCGACGUUGAGAUGGACGAUGCACCCAAGAAGCAGGCCAAGAGCUCUUCUUCCUCCUCCUCCUCUUCUUCCUCGUCAGACUCCGACAGCGACUCUGAUGAUGAGAAGGAGACUCCCGCCCCUGCUGCCAAGUCCCAGGGCACCAAGCGCAAGGCUGAGUCCAGCUCCUCCGAAUCCGACUCAGACUCCUCGUCCGACGAGGCUCCGAAGUCGAAGAAGACCAAGGUCGUUUCCGAGAAGGAAGAGUCAGAGUCGGAAGAGGAAGACUCUUCCUCCGAAUCUGAGUCUGAAUCGGACUCCUCCAGUGAUGAGUCUAGCUCAUCUUCGGACUCGGACUCUGAUUCUGACUCCGAUUCCGACUCCUCUGACGACGAAGACGACAAGAAGGCUCUGAAAACCGCCACCAAGACUCCUCUGCCCCCGUCCGAAUCCAGCUCCAGCGGCUCCCCUUCCUCUUCGGACGACUCCGACAGCUCUCCCCAGAACUCCGACAGCAGCGGAACCGUCAGCAACUCCGAACCUGUCCAGGAAACCUACUCCAGCAGCGCCAGCCCUGCCCCCGGUAAUGGUUUCCCCAAGAAGAAGCACGUCGGAGCUCGUCCCACCCCCCUGGCCGUGUUGAGUGAACUCCCCCACGACCACCCCUCGAACGAAUACAUCCCCUACGCCUACGCCGAAAACGCCUGGAAGGACCUGUCGGUCACCCGCGGCAAGGGCUUCACCAAGGAGAAGAACAAGAAGAAGCGUGGCUCCUACCGGGGUGGUCCGAUCGACAUCUCUGGCGGCAAGUCCUUCAAGUUCGAUGACUAGAUCUUUGCCUUCAAAUGAUCAAGUCUCCUUGAGUUUCUUCCACCCCCGCCCAUAUCCAACGAUGAUAUAAGGCCCGGGCCAAUCAUGCAUACCCACGACACCAUAUACUCGGGCAUGGUAAACAAAAGUUUCGGCACUUAUGAUUCCAUCCAUAGAUCUAUAUGCCAAAUUCUAGAUGGGUCCCUGAAUUAUUUUCUACAACAGCAAGGCGCUAAUGGAGCCCGGUCGGAUUGUUUCCUCUUCUGCUUUAUAUGUUUUUGUUCCCUUCGGCUGUAUCUACUAUCUACCUACCUACAUCAUCUAGAUUUCUAAGAGAGAUGUUGAACGUGUAUUCACCUUUCUUUCCAUAUAUUAUUUCAGUG
Aspergillus sclerotioniger CBS 115572 is the source of this 1585-nucleotide messenger RNA. RefSeq names its product nucleolar and coiled-body phosphoprotein 1 family protein. Lineage: Eukaryota; Fungi; Ascomycota; Eurotiomycetes; Eurotiales; Aspergillaceae. Bases 78 to 1223 code for a protein of 381 amino acids. Gene Ontology annotation, molecular function: protein binding. Gene Ontology annotation, cellular component: nucleoplasm; nucleolus. The record is from RefSeq and is a predicted model, not a curated record. The transcript has 2 exons.